CAGUUGGUAGAACUUUUCCUUUGACUCUGAUUUUGUGCCAGAAGCAAUGUGAUGUGAUGUAGUGAAUUAGUCGUAUCCCGCUAAACAAUUGAAUGGUACGAGAAGAGAAUGUUGUGUUUCGCAUUCCUUUCUUGACUCGCAAGUUUUCUGUCAAGAAUUUUUUGUUUGUGCGGUUAUUGUUUCCUAAGAAGACGAUGGCCUCGUGUUCUUCCCGGCAAUCUUACCGGGCCGUGAGCACUGAGAAUCUGCUGGCUCCCCCCGAGGAGGCUUUCGCUCCCCUCUUACCAAAACCUCGCAUCGUAAUGGGCGACUCUGGUGACUCGGGCGACAGUUUCUUGGGACCAUCAGGAGGCGGUCAGUACCUCAACUUGAGCCAUGAGCCCCCGGGAGGCACGCGGUCGGUGCCAGAUAUCGAGAUGCAUGCAACGAGAAUGCAUGCUUCGUCGUCGUCUGCAGGAGGCUCUCGUGGUCACAGGAAUGUGAUGGGACACGUGAGGUGCUCAUGUUCCCACCUGCCGCGUGCGCCGUCCAAGGAGAGCAUUCGGUCCGUGCAGAACAACGAGGUGCUCGUCGUCGCCCCAUCCUCGUACAGAGACCGCAUCAUCCGACAACACUCGCAGCCGGAGACAUGCAUGCACUGCCACGCCCCCAAGCCCUCUGGGUCACUGCGCUACUUACCGCGCUUCGACCACCACACCGCCCCCCUCGCUGAGGGCUUUGCUGCCAUCGCUGCUGACUCACUCAGGAUCAACGGCGCACUGAGACACUUCAAGCAGGUUUUAAGUUAUUCCGGGGAUGACGCGAGCGACGCUGCACGGUCCGCGGGAGGCACGAUUGAUGGAGUCGGCGUGCAGCUCUCCGAGGCGUUCAAGUAA
Molecule: messenger RNA, 875 nt
Organism: Hyalella azteca
Lineage: Eukaryota; Metazoa; Arthropoda; Malacostraca; Amphipoda; Hyalellidae
Exons: 3
Coding region: 93-875 (260 amino acids)
Source: RefSeq, a predicted model, not a curated record